This is a messenger RNA of Panicum hallii, 1838 nucleotides long. Its product is annotated as protein GPR107. Gene Ontology annotation, biological process: transport. NCBI's taxonomy places the organism in Eukaryota, Viridiplantae, Streptophyta, Magnoliopsida, Poales, Poaceae. Gene Ontology annotation, cellular component: Golgi apparatus; membrane. Bases 153 to 1532 code for a protein of 459 amino acids. The record is from RefSeq and is a predicted model, not a curated record. The transcript has a single exon.
GUUGCCUUUACCGACCCACCACGCCAUCCCCUCAACCCCCUCUCCCAACGUGCCGCUCGCCCACCACUCCAAAUCCCAAAUCCCACCACCGGCCACGGGCCACCGCACCACCGCCGCCGCGCCCUCCGCCCCCAGAUCGCGCCGCCCGCCCAAUGGCCGCCCCGCCGCCGCCGCGCGCCGCGGCGCUCCCGGGGGCCCUCCUCGCCCUCCUGCUCGCCGCCGCGGCGCUGGUUCCCCCCGCGGCGGCCGAGAUCCGGGAGACCCUGAUCCGGUCCGACCCGCGGAGCAUCAUCCCGCUGGACGAGUUCGGCUUCUCCCACUCGGGCGUGCUCGAGCUCAACGUCUCCGGCAUCGCCUUCGACCCGCCGGCCUCCGCCGAGCUCGACCUCUCCCAGCUCGGCUUCUUCCUCUCCACGCUCGACGCCUGGGUCCACGUCCUCCGCCAGCUCCAGGACCUCGACGUCACCUGCGCGCUCCAGUCCGACCUCGUCAAGCUCGCCUUCUCCUUCGACCGCCUCCGCCCGCCAUCCAACCCCGCGGGGGUCGAGGUCGCGCGCUCCUCUUCCUUCUCCACCGCCUUCCGCGUCUCCGAGCCGGGACAGUACACGCUCGUCUUCGCCAACUGCCUCGGCGGGGGGCUCAAGGUCGACAUGGACGUCCGCUCCGCCAUGUACAACGUCGACCCAGCCACCGGGGAUCGCCAGUACCUCUCCGCGGGGGCGUCCUCGCUCCCAUCCAUCUACUUCCUCUUCUGUCUCGCCUACGCGGGCCUCGCCGCCGCCUGGGUCGCCAUCCUGCUGCGCAAGCGCGCCGCGGUCUUCCGGAUCCACUACUUCAUGCUUGCCGUGCUCGUGCUCAAGGCGCUCAACCUCCUCGCCGAGGCCGAGGACAAGUCGUGCAUCGAGCGCACCGGCACCGCCCACGGGUGGGACGUGCUCUUCUACAUCUUCAGCUUCCUCAAGGGGAUCUCGCUCUUCACCCUCAUAGUGCUUAUCGGCACUGGCUGGUCCUUCCUCAAGCCAUACCUGGCCGACAAGGAGAAGAAGGUGCUCAUGGUGGUCAUCCCCCUGCAAGUGGUGGCCAACAUUGCGCAGGUGGUGAUCGACGAAUCUGGACCCUAUGCUCGGGACUGGGUCACCUGGAAGCAAAUCUUCUUGCUGGUUGAUGUGGUCUGCUGCUGUGCCGUGCUCUUCCCGAUUGUGUGGUCCAUUAAGAACCUCCGGGAGGCUGCUCGCUCGGAUGGGAAGGCGGCCGUGAACCUCAUGAAGCUGACUCUCUUCCGCCAGUACUACGUGGUCGUCAUUUGCUACAUUUACUUCACGCGUGUCGUGGUGUAUGCGCUACAGACCAUCACCUCAUACCGGUAUCUGUGGACCAGCGUCGUGGCUGCCGAGCUUGCAACGCUCGCGUUCUACGUGUUCACUGGGUACAAGUUCCGGCCUGAGGUGCAUAACCCAUACUUCGCGAUUGAUGAUGAGGAAGAAGAAGCUGCAGCUGAGGCACUCAAGCUGGAUGAUGAAUUCGAGCUAUAAGGGUUUAGCAAUUGGCAUCCCUCCAUGCCAGUGGUGAUAUUGGUGUUGUAUGAUGGGCCACCACAGGAAAAAUGGCAUAGACUGGUACCAUAGUUCAUAUCCUUUUGUUUUUUCCUUCGAGUUGGUUACAUUUUGUCUUACUGUAAUUGGGUAUUGACAACCCUGUGUGUGUGUGUGUGUGUGUUAAGCGAUGCAGCUUGCCUUUGCCUUAAUUUUUAUCCAUAAUCAUUGGGAUGAGCUGUUUUAAUUCUAGAUGUUUACUUUGCUCACAUAGUGAAUGAAAUUGACCAAUUGAUACUGACUGUA